Lycium ferocissimum is the source of this 969-nucleotide messenger RNA. RefSeq names its product rRNA 2'-O-methyltransferase fibrillarin 2. Bases 21 to 830 code for a protein of 269 amino acids. Lineage: Eukaryota; Viridiplantae; Streptophyta; Magnoliopsida; Solanales; Solanaceae. The transcript has 6 exons. Gene Ontology annotation, molecular function: RNA binding; rRNA methyltransferase activity; histone H2AQ104 methyltransferase activity. Gene Ontology annotation, biological process: box C/D sno(s)RNA 3'-end processing; rRNA methylation. Gene Ontology annotation, cellular component: nucleolus; small-subunit processome; box C/D methylation guide snoRNP complex. The record is from RefSeq and is a predicted model, not a curated record.
GAGGGGGAUUCGGCAGUGGGAUGAAGCGUGGUGGUGGAAGAGGAGGCAGAGGAGACAGAGGUGGAAGAGGCGGAGGAAGAGGACGUGGAGGAAUGAAGGGUGGUAGUAGGGUUGUGGUGGAGCCUCAUAGACAUGGAGGUGUGUUUAUUGCUAAGGGUAAGGAGGAUGCUCUUUGUACUAAGAAUUUGGUACCUGGUGAAGCUGUUUACAAUGAGAAGAGAAUCUCUGUUCAGAAUGAAGAUGGAACAAAGAUUGAAUACAGAGUGUGGAAUCCUUUCCGUUCUAAGUUAGCAGCUGCAAUUCUUGGAGGAGUUGAUGAUAUCUGGAUUAAACCGGGCGCUCGUGUCCUUUACCUUGGUGCUGCUUCAGGAACAACAGUGUCUCAUGUCUCAGACCUUGUUGGUCCUGAUGGAGUGGUAUAUGCUGUUGAAUUUUCUCAUAGAAGUGGAAGGGACUUGGUGAACAUGGCUAAGAAACGUACUAAUGUUAUUCCCAUUAUUGAGGAUGCUAGACACCCAGCUAAAUACAGAAUGCUGGUUGGAAUGGUCGAUGUGAUAUUUUCUGAUGUUGCUCAGCCUGAUCAGGCAAGAAUUUUAGCUCUAAAUGCAUCUUACUUCUUGAAAGCUGGAGGUCACUUUGUUAUAUCAAUCAAGGCAAACUGUAUUGACUCAACAGUGCCAGCGGAGGCUGUAUUUGCUCAGGAAGUGAAGAAGCUACAAGCAGAGCAGUUUAAACCAAUUGAACAAGUUACUCUUGAACCUUUUGAAAGGGACCACGCCUGUGUGGUUGGUGCCUAUCGGGUGCCAAAGAAGCAAAAGGUUGCUGCCUAGAAAAUUUAAGCUCAUGUUUUUUUGUUAGUUCUGUAGGAGGUUUUGUUCAAACACUCUUAAACUAGUGCAACACUGUUAUAUUUGAUGGUAGUGUGAUGUGAUUUUGGUUCUCAAUGUUAUUGUUCGUGUGUUUUGUUUC